This is a messenger RNA of Cantharellus anzutake, 902 nucleotides long. RefSeq lists its product as uncharacterized. The transcript is spliced from 2 exons. NCBI's taxonomy places the organism in Eukaryota, Fungi, Basidiomycota, Agaricomycetes, Cantharellales, Hydnaceae. The coding region runs from base 291 to 809 and encodes 172 amino acids. The record is from RefSeq and is a predicted model, not a curated record.
UUGGUGUGGGAUUAUCGCCUGGCCCAUUCACUCCUUCCAACGCAGGUGGCCAGUCCCACAGCCUCCCAUCCCUCACCUCGACGGCGCAUCACUCUACGCUGCCACACCUGCCAUCUAUAAAUACACAUUCCUCCGAUGGGCGAUUGUCAUCCUCGUCGAGUCCCUCAGGGUUCGAUGCAGGGAUGGGUCUCAACUUGGGAUUGUUGUCUUCGAUCUCCCAAAUGGCAAUGGAAACGGCAUCAAUGGCACGUAUAAACAAUUGAAAGACACGAACGAUUCGCGUUUCUUUGAUGUCUGUACAGGCCCGACGUCAAAUGUCGCAUCUUACGGCUAUGGUCACCAGUUUGGAAUAUCCAACCCACGCUCAAAUGGCACAGGAAUUAUUCGCACACACUCCUGAGCCCGCAUCAGAAGCCAGCCGUUCGUUUAUUUUCGGGAAUGGAGAGUCUACGAAAACUCACGUCCCCAUCGAUACCCUUCCGCCAAUGUUAGUUCUCAUCCAUGAUUCUCAAUCAAAUGCCUUUUGCUAUCCGCCAUCUAAUCCACUCUCCGAGAACCAACCCCGAUCACCGGAGUAUAUACCAUUACCCUGUCGUCCUUCAUUCGUAGUCGACCCCUUAUCUCCAUUGUAUAGGCUUUGGCUUCACCUGCUCAUUCUCGGUAUUUAUUGGUAUAUUGGCCUAUCCCUUUCAGAGUUCGAUGCCUUCAAACUACCUUGUUCCGCUUCAUUAUUUUAUGACUUCUCGAAAAAUUGUAUAUUCAAACACCCAUGUGCACACAGUACAUUAAAAGUAGAGAUUUUGAGGUAGCUGAAAUAGAGAACACAUCAGGAACGCGCAUCUUGAACUCGGAAUGAGCCAACAAUCGUCGCAUUAAUGACCAUCAAGCAAAAAAAAGAAGUC